AUGGCCGGCAGCUGCAGUCUCGUUGUACCGGACGAUAACGGUGAGGCCGAGUCCUGUAUGGAGGCGAGCAGGAGGUGGCUUGCGGGCUUGCGGACACCCCGCGAGAUGCGGGCGACGCAGGGCGAUGCAGGACCCACGUCUGGUUUAAUCAAGGCGGCGCGCAAACAUGAGCUCGAGGCCAGCAAGAAGCACCUGGACCACGAGUUUACAAAGAACGUCUCAGCGAUCUGCGCAACGGGUGCGAUCACGGACAUGAAGAAGUACCCCCAAUUCCCCUUCAUCGACGUUUAUCUCCUCGUUCGCUCACGACGUCUGUCGGUGCUGAUCCAGCCCAACAUGCAUCUGCUGUACAACCUCCUCUGCUGGGACUUGUGGAACAAGCUCACCCACGUUCAGGAGAACGCCCUCGGCCUCCGAGCAUCCUCUCCCACGUUCUCCACCCUCGACCUGCAGUUCAAGGCGCGGCGGCGGCAGCGCGAGCAGCACGAACGUCUCGACCCACUUGACAAGGUCCUUUAG
Messenger RNA from Epithele typhae, 519 nucleotides. RefSeq lists its product as uncharacterized. The transcript is spliced from 6 exons. Lineage: Eukaryota; Fungi; Basidiomycota; Agaricomycetes; Polyporales; Epitheliaceae. The record is from RefSeq and is a predicted model, not a curated record. Bases 1 to 519 code for a protein of 172 amino acids.